This is a messenger RNA of Micropterus salmoides (largemouth bass), 7046 nucleotides long. RefSeq names its product DDB1- and CUL4-associated factor 1-like. Lineage: Eukaryota; Metazoa; Chordata; Actinopteri; Centrarchiformes; Centrarchidae. Gene Ontology annotation, molecular function: histone H2AT120 kinase activity; nuclear estrogen receptor binding. Gene Ontology annotation, cellular component: Cul4-RING E3 ubiquitin ligase complex; nucleus. Gene Ontology annotation, biological process: protein ubiquitination. The transcript has 31 exons. The coding region runs from base 244 to 5094 and encodes 1616 amino acids. The record is from RefSeq and is a predicted model, not a curated record.
GUCCGGUGACGUAGCGUGCGGCCGCCGGGAGAAGUUUUGAAAAUAAACGUGAAAGUUUUUUUUUUGUCUCUCUCAAACGUUUAAUGUCAGCGUCGUUUCUUUUGGUCCUUUUGCGGCUAAAUUCAGCGGAAUUCCUGCAAACUACGAGUUUGAAGUGAGAAGCCCGGCGCGCGGCACCUCUGACUCUUCGCUGCACCUUCAACCUGUCCCGACUGUUUUCUGCAGAGUCACUAAUCAGCAGCGAUGUCUUCCCCGGAGGAAGAGCCGUCGGCCUCCGUGUCGGCUGUCGUGUCGGCCGCCUUGUCGGCUGCUGUGUCGGCCGCCAUGGCAGUUGCCAUGUCCGUGGACGCGAAGGCGGAUCUCGCCACGCUGCUAGACGAAUGGGAGGAAGCCCAGCGGGGCACCACGGAGCAACUGGAGUCCAUCCUUACUAAAAUAUCUGAGCUAAUUGAACGAGAGACGGGAGAGUAUUACAAAGCAGACCCUGAUCCGUUCGAUGACCGUCAUCCAGGACGAGCAGACCCAGACUGCAUGCUGGGACAACUCCUGAAGAUGCUCUUUAUGAAUGAUGACUUCACUAACGCGCUGUUGGACACAUACAUAAUGACCAGCAGAGAGCUGAGCCUCAACACAGCGGCCUGUCGUCUGCUUCAGAACAUCAUGCCGGGCCUGGAGACCGCCGUCGUUUUCCAGGAGAAGGAAGGUCUGGUUGAGAAGUUGUUCACCUGGGCUCGUGAAGCAGAGCGACCGCUGUGCGUCUACGCCACGGGCCUGCUGGCCAGAGCCAUGAGCAACCAGGAAGUGGCGGCAAGCUACAGAGAGCAGAACGCUUCGCUGGUACCGAUCAUGAUUCAGCGCCUGCAUGAGCUGCAAACUGAGGAGGCUAAGAGUCACUGUAGAGCCACCAAGACGCCCCCGAAUCUGCCUCGGGACUCUCAGGUAGAAGCCAACCAAACCUCAAGCGUCUCGACAGACCGGCAAGACAAGACGGAGGGGGGAGAUGUGGGAGAGGAGGAAGAGAGGAAAGAGAGCGAGGGAGAGAGCAGCAGGCAGGUGUCAAAGGUCGCUUCCAAACCUUUGUCCCUGCUCGGGUCGGCCCUGAAAAAGGGUGGCCGUAGCAGCAGCAGCGGUGGAUCCAGCUCGAUCCGACUCCUUCCAGACUUUGUUUAUCAAGCGAGCCCGGACCCUGCCUCCAGGGAGACGGAGGACAGGCAGGCAGGAGGAAGAGGAGGAGGGAAGAGACAGGCAGUAAAGGAAAACGGGAGGAAGGCUAAGCAGAAACUCAACUUCACCUCCUCCUGCAGGACUGAGGAGGAGGAGGAGGAGGAGGAGCAAGAGGAGGAGAGAAACAACGCCAGCGACCAGCCGGCCAUCAGCACCUCCUGGUCUGAGGUGAGCUCGAUGGUGAUCGGCUCAGAAUACCGCCUUUCACCGCUGAGCGCGGCCAUGGAGCAGAGGCUCAUCCUGCAGUAUCUGACUCCGCUGGGAGAUUACCAGGAGUUGCUUGCUGUCUUCAUGCAGCUGGACACCCGGUCGUUGCUGAUGAACUACAUAGACCUCAGGCAGACCAAAAAUGUCCAGCUCACGUUUGACGCCCUCCUGUAUCUCGCCUCGCUGCUCCUCCACAAGAAGUUUGCAGCGGAGUUCAUCACGCACGGAGGAGUUCAGAAACUUCUGGAGAUCCCGAGGCCUUCCAUGGCGGCAACUGGGGUUUCACUCUGCUUGUACUACCUGGCGUACAAUCAAGACGCUAUGGAGAGGGUGUGCACACUCGCAGACGGCGUGCUGUCAGAUAUGGUGUCGUACGCUCUCUGGCUGUUGGAGUCGUCCCACGCUUCGGGCGUCUGCCACGCCACCAUGUUUUUCUCUAUUUCCUUCUCCUUCCGAGCGGUGCUGCAGCUCUUUGACCAACAGGACGGCCUGCGCAGGCUGGUCAAUUUGGUCAGUACUUUAGAGAUCCUCAACAUAGAGAACGAGGUGUCCGUAAUGAAUGACGACCAGGUCUUCUCCAGCCGACAGACAGCCAAACAUACCUGCAUGGCCCUGCGCAGGUACUUUGAGGCUCACUUGGCAGUAAAGGCUGAACAGGUCAAACAGUCGCUGCACUCCCCAGACGGAGGCACCGUUGUUCCCCAGCAGCCGUUUUACAAGGCAUACACGUACACCAGAGAGCAGGUUAUUGAGAUGAUGGAGUUUCUCAUUGAGUGUGGACCUCCUCAGCUCUACUGGGAACCAGUAGAGGUUUUCUACAAAUUGUCCUGUGUCCCUUUAAUGCUGCAGCUCAUAUCUGCAGCCUGUGACUGGAAGACUUACUAUGGCAGGAGCGACACAGUGCGUUAUGCCUUGGACAUCCUGGCCAUCCUCAUGGUGGUUCCUAAAGUCCAGUUGGUGCUGGCAGACACUGUUAUUGUUCUGGAUGAAACCAGGUCGCCCGUAUCCACUGUGGGUAUGAGCAUCAUUCUGGGUGUAGCAGAAGGAGAGGUGUUUGUCAAUGAUGCCGAGAUCCAGAAGUCUGCGCUACAAGUGAUCAAUAACUGUGUGUGCGCCCCAGACCAGAGCCUGAACACUGUGGGUGCUUUUGCUGUCACCCCCCAUAGGCCGUCCCUCCACCCCCAGCAGCCCCCAGCUCCCCACAACAGAGUGCUGGCCCACAUGUGGCAAGAAGUGCAGAACAACAACGGUAUAAAGGUGCUUCUGUCUCUGCUGUCGGUGAAGACGCCCAUCACAGACGCGGACCUGAUCCGUGCUCUGGCCUGCAAAGCUCUGGUCGGACUCUCUCGCAGCUCCGCUAUCAGACAAAUCAUCAGCAAACUGCCGCUCUUCACCAGCAGCCACAUUCAGCAACUGAUGAAGGAGCCGGUGCUGCAGGACAAACGGAGCGAGCACGUCCGUUUCUGCCGAUACGCCGCCGAGCUGACAGAGCGAGUGUCCGGCAAGCCUCUCCUCAUGGGUACCGACGUCUCAUUGGCUCGUCUGCAGAGGGCUAAUGUUGUUGCCCAGUCACGGAUCACCUUUUCUGAGAAGGAACUCCUCGUGCUGAUCAGAAACCAUCUUGUGGCUAAAGGGCUCAAUGAGACGGCGAGCACGCUCGUUAAAGAGGCAAAUUUACCCAUAGGGUCCUUCUGUCCGAACUCUUCCUCCUGUGCCACCCCUCCACCGUCCUCCUCAGGGAUUCCCAGAACUUGCCGGAUAGCUGGCGGGAUCGCAGCUCGCGUCGCCGGCCAUGUCGGAUCCUCCCCUGUGUCCUCAGUUCCCGUAGCGUCCUCCUGCACUCCCGCUUCCUCUCGUUCCCUCGUCAAUCCUCCCCCUUCAUGCACCACGCCUUCUACCUCUGCCAUUGCCCCGUCUCCCGCGGCUCCUCAUCCCACAUCUCAUGGGCAGGGCUCGCCACUGGUUGGACGGAUUUUAUUCACACGGGAACGCCCGGUGGCCCACUGCAGCUCGGGGAAAAAGCUCCGCGCACUGAAACAGAAGUCUGACCACGGUGCUUUCAUACAGACUCCGGCCAUGAAGAAGCAGCUGGAGCGCCACCUUCCUUCCCCCCCGAGCCUGGACAGCAUCAUCACCGAGUACCUGAGGGAACAACACGCCCGCUGCCCCAAUCCUGUCACCACCUGCCCCCCGUUUUCCCUUUUCACCCCCCACCGCUGUCCUGAGCCCAAGCAGAGACGACAGGCAUCGCCCAACUUCACUGCCCGCUUGGGGAGCAGGGUGCUGUACCCGAAAUAUGGAGGCGUGGACCGAGGGUGUCUGGAUAGACAUCUGAUAUUUAGCAGGUUUCGUCCGAUGUCAGUCUUCCACGAGGGCGACGGAGACGAGAGCGGUUUCACCUGUUGUGCCUUCUCAGCCCGCGAGCGUUUCCUCAUGCUGGGAACGUGCUCCGGUCACCUCAAAUUCUAUAACGUCUUCUCUGGAGAGGAAGAGGCCCACUACACCUGCCACACGUCGGCCAUCACGCACCUCGAACCCUCCAGGGAUGGGAAAUUGCUGCUCACCUCUGCUUCUUGGAGUGUCCCCUUAUCUGCUCUCUGGAGUAUGGAUGGUGUCUUUAGCAUGAAGAAGUCUUUUGAAGACGAUCACUACGUCGAGUUCAGUAAACACUCUCAGGACAGGGUCAUCGGCACCAAGGACCAAGUCGCACACAUCUACGACAUCCAGACGGGUCAGAAGACUCUGACCCUGAACGACGUCGCCCUGGCCAACAACUACAAGAGGAACUGUGCCACCUUCAACCCCAGCGACGACCUGGUGCUGAACGACGGGGUGCUGUGGGACGUGCGGGCAGCACGGGCCAUCCAUAAGUUCGACAAGUUCAACAUGAACAUCAGCGGGGUCUUCCAUCCAAACGGCCUGGAGGUCAUCGUCAACACGGAGAUUUGGGACAUGAGGACCUUCCACCUCCUGCACACUGUCCCUGCUCUGGACCAGUGCAGGGUGGUCUUCAACCGCAACGCCACCAUUAUGUAUGGAGCGAUGCUGCAAGCCGAUGAUGAGGACGAUGCUAUGGACCAGCAGAUGAAGAGUCCCUUCGGCUCGUCCUUCAGAACCUUUGAUGCUACUGACUACAAGCCCAUCGCCACAGUGGAUGUAAAGAGGAACAUCUUUGACCUGUGUACCGACACUAAAGACUGCUACCUGGCUGUCAUUGAGAACCAGGACACGGUGAGCUUGGACACGGUGUGUCGCCUGUACGAGGUGGGACGGCAGAAACUGGCAGAAGAGGGAGACGACGACGAUCAGGAUGAAGACCAAGACGACGAUGAUACGUCAGACUCUGAUGACGACGAAGACGACGACGACGACGAUAUGGACACAGACCCGCUCAUAGAGGAGCUCGCCAAUAACGACGACGCGGAAGACGGGGGCGGACCAACCUCUCCCACAGAUGAAGAGAUUGCAGAUCUUCUCGGCAGCAACAGCGACGAUGACAACAGCGAUGAUGAUGAUGAUGAUGAAUCGGAAGAGUCGGACCAUUCAUACAGAAGCGAUGACGGAUCUGACACCUUUGACCCUGAAAACUCAAAUUACUACCCAGAAGGCUCAGAUGAUGAAUCUCGGUUGAUUCAGGCCAUCAGCGAGAGAUGGUUCUCCUGACCUGGGAGAAGAUGCUCCUCUGCAGACAAUGUGAACCUCAACCAGGACUCUUUUUUUUUUUUUUCCUCUUCCCCCUCCUCUUUCUUUUAAAGCAUCAUUUCUCCUUUAAUCGGGAACGUUGACUGAAUACACCGGUAUGCACAUCGGUGUUCUGGAGGAUAACAGAAAAAUCUCUCUCUUCAUUCUAAACUUUAGAGAGACGAUAGUGAUAAAGUGACAAAUAAAUAUUUCCCAAAGAUCACAGGGCAUAGAUCACUUGACCUGGCUUCCUGCUUCAUUUCAAUAAGAGGGUAUUUGUGCAAGUUUUGAAAGUUUUUAAGAUGUUUCACUUGGCUCUCUGCAGAAUGGAAGACUGAAGGUUGCUCCCGUCACAUUUGGUCGCCUCACUAUUGAGCUGACAGUUUGUAGUUUUUUUGCCCAGAGGGGAAUCAUUCUGGUUUAAUCUGAAAUUCACAAAACUUAGAGCCAUGAAUUGGGAUGAAUGGUUAGACUCUGUGCUGGAGGUGAGAUCUUACACCUAUGUUAGUUUUAGCAAAUGUUAGCUAAAAGCCAAAUACUCCCUUAAAGGCAGAGCGAGGUGGAGCCACAGAAAAAGCACAUUUAGCUCUCCUCACUUUACAGAAAUAAAAACGUGCAUACCAACAUACGCACAGUUAACACUCUGAGAACGUGAAGUCAUAUAGAAUGUAACAACCAGACGUAAAAAGGUGAUUGUAAAUAAGAUUUACAUGGAUCUGAGGUUACCUGGGGGGGGAAAUAAAUACCUCUUUGUUUCCACAUACAGAAAUUAAAAUACCAACUUCUGUGUCUUGUAGGGUCUCAAAAUUUAUCAGUUUAUGAACCCUUAUGAUGAGUUCCUGUUCCCACCAAACCUCCGAAGCACAUUUCUCAGUCCAGUGCACUGGUGCAUGGGUCUCUGUGAGCCCCUUUUUCUAACACUGUAAAUAAUUUCUCCCCCAAAUUAAACCAACAAAAAAAAAUACAUUUUUACAAGGAUAACUUGGAUGAGGCAGUGUUUUAUGUGUGUUGGCUAAUGAGUUUCAUUUAAGUUAUUUUGACUUUUUUUGAUUUCAUUAAAUUUAUUUUAGCUUAUCUUUAGUAGGAGGAGUUGCGCUUUUACGUGUCGGGAGAAAAGGAAGGAGUCGUUUUGUUAUUGAUUUAAUGCUUCUAGCCUCUUUUCCCUUCAGGCAUCCCAUUGUUUGGUAAACUGGCAGCACUAAGCAGACGGAUGUGGAAGCAGGUCGAGUCUGUCAGAUGACUGAAAAUCCAUUAAAUUAUUAAUGUUCUUUUGGUAAAAAAAAAAAUCUUAUUCCUCCAGAGAUCUCAGUAAGUUCCUGUGUCAACAGUUUGUGGAAAGCAAGAACACACUCAGGUAUCAGUGUUAAAACCACUUUAAAUGUGGUGUUAACAUUUGUUACUGAUAUUUGCAGUAACUCAGUAAGAUGUGAAAACUUAAUUUCUUACAUUAUCAUUUUAUAUGUCAGUCUCUGUCUUAUUAAAACAUUACCUCUCUCUUGAAGGAAUAAACACAGUAAAAGGUGAAUCGGGUAUCAUUGUCCUUUAUAGAUGCACAAUUCUGUUCGAUUUUGAUAUGUGACCUUAACCAGCAGGUAUUUCAUUAUCAGCUGUUUCAAACAGUCCACCUUUGAUUGUUAGUGUGUCAUUAUUACGGGUUAACAACAACAACACAGCCAGUAUUUAGUUAUUGAGCAUUUGAGCCCACAAAAGGAUUUAAAUUCUCAAAGUUGGAAACUUUAAGACCAACUUAACGCUGUUUGAACUAUUGUGGAUUGUGUUCAUAGCUUUUUGGUGUGCUUUGCUUUUUUAUUUAAUUUUUGUCUCUAUUAAUGAUUGUUCUGGUGGUUAACCAGAACAAUCAUUACUGCUGUUAGAUGAAAACUUAACAAAAAAAAAGUGAGGGUUUAAGAAAUAAAACUUUGUUUUCAAAAUGA